Molecule: messenger RNA, 539 nt
Organism: Periconia digitata
Lineage: Eukaryota; Fungi; Ascomycota; Dothideomycetes; Pleosporales; Periconiaceae
Source: the annotation of a GenBank genome assembly
CAGCGCUUUGCAAGAGUUUGGAGACCCGGCUGCAAUGCUUCGCUGUGGACAACGGCAUUCUUGAAAAAUCCAAUCGAUCGACUCUUGCACAUAGGCAUCUUUCCCCGGAUCCCCCGACGGGUGUACGGAUUCGAUGUGAAAAGGAAGGUCAUCAGGAUGAUCUUCGAUGAGGCAUCUUUGCAUGCAUUGCCCAUCUCUCGCUCCCUUCAGAUCCCGUACUGCAGUGCAUCGUCAUCGUGUAAAGGAAAAAUUCCCAUGACCAAGACUGCUUUUCAAUCUCUGAGAGCCGCACUCAAAGCAGCUUUACCCUCCAAAUACCCCGGAUGCUAUAGACACAUAUGCCGGCCAACGCGCCCAACGUCUGGGCGUUUGGGGGAAAGGAAGUACCGCCCACCCGCUGCAUGUCACCUUACCCAUACUAACCGUCCCACCACAUCGCGUAGAUGCUCGCGAGAGAACCUAAGUGCCAUGCCUGACUGUCGCAUGUACAGCCUGGCAGGAUAAUAGGCUACGCAUCUGACAUUUCCCCGCUCUUUUCC